CCAACAAUGCCGCCUGUGUGGUCCCUGCUUCUGCUCUGGGGCUUGGCGACUCCGUGCCAGGGGCUGCUUGAGACUGUGGGCACGCUCGCUCGGAUUGACAAGGACGAACUUGGCAAAGCCAUCCAGAACUCGCUGGUUGGGGGACCCAUUCUGCAAAAUGUGCUGGGGACAGUCACAUCUGUGAACCAGGGCCUCCUGGGCUCUAGAGGGCUGCUUGGAGGAGGUGGCCUGCUGAGCUACGGAGGGAUUUUUGGUGUUGUCCGGGAGCUCUCUGGGCUGAAGGUUGACGAACUCACCCUGCCAAAGACAUCACUGAAGUUGCUGCCAGGGUUCGGGGUGCAGUUGAGCCUGCACACCAAGGUGGGCCUGCAUGGCUCUGGUCCCCUGGGUGGCCUCCUGCAGCUGGCUGCAGAGGUAAAUGUAUCGUCCCGGGUGGCACUGGGCAUGAGCUCACGGGGUACGCCCAUCCUCGUCCUCAAGCGCUGCAGCACGCUCCUGGGUCACAUCAGCCUGCUUUCAGGGCUGCUGCCGGCACCACUCUUCGGGAUUGUGGAACAGAUGCUCUUCAAGGUGCUGCCAGAACUGCUGUGCCCUGUGGUGGACAGCGUGCUGGGCGUGGUGAAUGAGCUCUUGGGGGCUGUGCUGAGCUUGGUGCCCCUUGGGGCUCUUGGGUCUGUGGAAUUCUCUCUGGCCACCCUGCCUCUCAUCUCCAACCAGUACAUAGAGCUGGACAUCAACCCCAUCGUGAAGAGUGUAGCUGGUGACAUCAUUGACUUCCCCAAACACCCCGUCCCAGUCAAGGUACCCCCCAAGGAGGACCACACAUCCCAGGUGACAGUGCCACUGUACCUUUUCAACACUGUGUUUGGGCUCCUGCAGACCAGUGGUACCCUCGACAUUGACAUCACCCCUGAGCUGGUUCCCAGUAAUGUCCCACUGACAACUACACACCUGGCUGCUUUGAUCCCUGAGGCCCUGGGGAGGCUGCCACCAGGUCAGCACCUUUUGCUCCUUCUGCGGGUGAAGGAAGCCCCCGUAGUCACGCUCCAGAACAAGAAGGCCAUCGUCUCUAUCCCAGCCAACAUCCAUGUGCUACCCUAUGUCCCUCAAGGAACCCCUGAAGCCCUCUUUAAGCUGAGUGCGGUUGUGAUUCUAAGUGCCCAACUGGCUCCCUCGGCUACUAAGCUGCACAUCUCCCUGUCCCUGGAACGGCUCAGUGUCAAGCUGACCUCUUCCUUUUCCCACGCCUUUGACGCAUCCCAUUUAGAAGAGUGGCUCAGCGAUGCCAUCCGGGCAGCAUAUGUGCCGAAGCUCAAUGUGGCCUUGGAUGUUGGAAUUCCCCUGCCAAAGAUUCUCAAUGUCAACUUUGCCAAUUCGGUUCUGGAGAUCAUACAGAAUGCUGUUGUGCUGACUGUGGUAUCCUGA
Messenger RNA from Nycticebus coucang (slow loris), 1425 nucleotides. RefSeq names its product BPI fold containing family B member 3 (gene BPIFB3). The record is from RefSeq and is a predicted model, not a curated record. The transcript has 15 exons. Bases 7 to 1425 code for a protein of 472 amino acids. NCBI's taxonomy places the organism in Eukaryota, Metazoa, Chordata, Mammalia, Primates, Lorisidae. Gene Ontology annotation, molecular function: lipid binding.